AUGUCUAAGCUACAACCUACUGAGACGUCGAGCUUGGAUAUCAUCCAAUCGGUCAUCAAGGACCCGUCUAUCAAGCCCUCAGCCGAAACAAUCAAGGUGCUCUUCAGCAACAUCUCAUCCUCGGGCGGAUUGGUACGUGUCCAGGCUUUGAAGGCAUUGGCUUCCGUCUUACAGCACCAAGAAAGCCAUGGACCGGCUUGGUUUGAAAGCACGCUAGAAUCUAUGUUGCAUUCCACCCUAGCUCUCGAGGUUUGCGAUGGCUUCGCUGCUCUUGCCGCUACUUGGUCGAUUUCUCCAGACCAGGCACUCCAAUUCCUUCAAACUGAUGGCUUUUUCUCGCGUCUUGCCGAAUCAGUCCUUAAGCUUGCCGCGAGCCGACCAGAACAGGCCGACUUGAACAAAUUCUUUUCCGACUUCCUUGCGUGUUGCCUAGACCACAAAUCCCUCUGCGCAAAAAUUCAAUCAGAGUGGCCCGAAUGUUUGGAUUGGUUAACUGGGAUGUCGAUGUCUCUAGCCACCAGGGUCUCUAUUCCUGCCCGCUGUGGAGCGAUUCUGGCGUUACUGAAAUUGCGAAGAUCAACGGAUCUCCAAUCCGCGCCAAUACCUUCAUCUGAUCAGCUUGUCGACUUUCUGAUGAUAAGCUUCUUGGGAAACAAGAAUCCUCCAAACUCGGCCAUCGAAAGUUUGGCGCUUCUCAGCGAGGACGAAUCCGUCCGAAAAACCUUGAGAGAGAGGUCCGAAGCUUUCUUUCAAACUACCAAAUCUCUCACACAAAGUGAUCGGGAUCACGAGGCCGACCAAAUCAAGUUUACGCCCUCUCGAUCUUUAGCCUUUGGACUAGCGACCGUCAUCCUCCUCCAUCUUGUAUCUUUCAAGGUGCUUACACACGAAUUUCCAGCUGAUGAUGAAGCUCGAGAGCAGCAGGAACGCCGAAGACGCCGUAUGCUAUUAGCGGAAAGACAUUAUUGGCCCUGGGAGAUCUCGCUCCCCGAGCAGGACAGAGCUAAAGAAAAACAUGAUAGGGAGCUGUUGACUGGCGACGCAAGUCCACAACUCAAAACCAUUAUCACCAAAGUGUGGCUGAACCUUGUUGAAUAUGACGACUGCGCGACGCUUGUAUCGAAAUCUGGGGGCCCAGAUAUUGUGUUGGAUAUGAUCAUCAACACCCCCAAAUUCUCUGGUUAUCUCUUGCAACAGCAGCCGCCUGGCACACCAGCUCUCGUGACAAACUCAAUGUCAACUCUCAGCAGUCUUGUCCUUGAUCCACACGAGCUUGAGAUGAUUCAAGUAUUGGCCAACUUGCGGUGUCCAACCGAGAAUCUCCAAUCAAUGAUCAAGUCACUCAUCAUUCUGUUCCUACAUCCGUCUUCGACGAAGUUUCAGAUUUCCCUGGCGCUCAGAGCCAUUUCUGGCGGAAUCCUAUAUGUUAUUGAACUCAUGCAUGACCUCAUCUACGAGCCAGCCUACCUCAAGAGAUUUGCGCCGCCGUCGCCAGCAAACUCAACUCAAACCGAUAUUGCAUACAUAACUAGGCUCCAAAAUUUGAUCAGUUUAAUGAAGGAUGGAGACGACCCGCGCUGUAUCGCUACUGACGUGUUCUAUAGCCUUACUUGGGCAUCUCCGGAGGCCUGUCAGACAAUUGUAUCAGAUAGCUCAUUGACUGAGAGUUUGUUGGAGGCCUUCCGAAUUCGGACCAAGGAAUGUCCCAACGAGGACAAUCGCAUGCCGGCAAGUGAGAUGAUGAUUGUUGCAUUUCAGCAUAUCUACGAUAACCUUCCCUGCCCCUCAGAGGGCGAUCCUCCUGCACUCUUUGUCGACGACCGUUUGCAUUAUGGGCUCCUGCAGAUAGACCUGUUUUGCCGUGAUCGCAUGGAAGAGGGUAGUAAUGCAAUACAGACACCAUAA
Molecule: messenger RNA, 1905 nt
Organism: Puccinia triticina
Lineage: Eukaryota; Fungi; Basidiomycota; Pucciniomycetes; Pucciniales; Pucciniaceae
Exons: 3
Coding region: 1-1905 (634 amino acids)
Source: RefSeq, a predicted model, not a curated record